GAAUCAAGCAACAUCGCAAGCGGCAGCGGCAUUAUCGGUGGUUGCUGCAAUGCGUACAUUUGCAGAACAGACUAAUGCCCUGGGCCUAGAGGGACUCCGGAAUAAUUUUGUUAAACUACAAGCACGCGGGCCACAUCCGCUCCAUUACUCAAGUAAUGCGCAGAAGUUGAACCGCAACAAAUGCCGCUAUAAUGGUAAUUGCUAACA
Gongylonema pulchrum is the source of this 207-nucleotide messenger RNA. Lineage: Eukaryota; Metazoa; Nematoda; Chromadorea; Rhabditida; Gongylonematidae. The record is from the annotation of a GenBank genome assembly.